AUGGAGAACAAAGAAAUUGAAUUCCAAGACUAUAUAAUUAAAAUUGAAGAACAUGUUGAUAUUAAAAUUCUUUUCUUUAAAGAAGAAGAGAAAAUUCCAGAAAAUAUUAUUUGCAAGAAAAAAUCAAAUAAGUCUGAAAUUAUAAAAAGUGAUAUUGUAAAUGAACGAGAAGAAUUUAUUCUUUCAAAAUAUCAUAGUUAUAUUAUUUCUUUAAAUGUUUAUAAUGGUGUUCAGA
Messenger RNA from Cetraspora pellucida, 235 nucleotides. NCBI's taxonomy places the organism in Eukaryota, Fungi, Glomeromycota, Glomeromycetes, Diversisporales, Gigasporaceae. The record is from the annotation of a GenBank genome assembly.